CACUUGCAUUCGCUGCCUCUGCCGCGAGCAUGAUGAUGGAGCAGGCGGCCGCGUGGCCGGCAGACAUUGACCUGGAGCACAUGUACCUCGAUGGCCGCAAGAAGCUCGAGCGCGUCGUGACUAGCUCCAUGAACCUCGAGCACUGGACGAUGAUGCACAGGAAGCACGACACGCGCGUGUACAAGCACAGCAGCAACAGCAGCAACAAGCAAGUGGCCUUGCGCCUCGAGACCACCGUCAACAUGCCCAUCGAGUACACGCUCGAGCUGCUCCGGCUUCUCGACUCGAACGGCUUUCGCAGCACGAUGAAGGACCUCCACGGGAAGGCCUUCCUCGACGGCGAGGUCUUGCAUGCGCACACACGCCACAACGACGCGGCCGAGUCGCUUGCACUCAAGUGGUGCGCGAUGAGUACCGGCAAAGCCUUCACGAAGCCGAAAGAGCUCCUCUACUACGAAUACUGCGGCAUGCACCACUCGGAGAUGUACGGCCCGUCGGCCAUCGUCAUGUUCGAGUCGUACGACGGCGUCGGUGCGCAGUACGGUCUGCGCGCCAAGCCCGACACGUACAAGCUUGCAUGGUUUGAGCCGAGCGCGUUUAUCAUUACGCCGUCGCCCGACGGCCACAAGUCGAUCGUGACGCUCACGUUGGCGUGCCGAAAAGCCGGUGGCAGCAACCUCGUGAGCGCAGCGCUGACCAAGCUCGCGACGCGGUUCGCGCAGGCCUACGCGCACCUCGGCGACUGCGGCUCGACGCAGUCGCUUGUCGAGCGCUCCAACUAUAUGCAAUCCUUCCACCGUACACCGUCCUCGGCGUCCACGACCCGCAGCUUUGUUGAACAACCCGACCGCCGACAAAGCGCCGACCGCCAACAAAGCGCCGACCGCCACAGCCCCGACCGCCGGCCGAGUGCAGACCGCCACAGCCCCGACCGCCCGGCCCACCGGUCCAGCGGUGGCAGCCACCACAGCCACGAGACCGCGCGCGGGUCAGGUCGGUCGGACAGCUCGGCGGACGACGUGCCGCGACCCCACAAGAAGGCGUCGAAGCGUCAGACGUUUGUCAACGAAGACUUUGCCGAGAUUUGCCGGACUGCGAUGCAGAGCCUCGACUGUCCGAUGGCCGGCAUCCGCACGACGCUCUUCGAGAUCGUCCAGUAUGCGCCGACGGCCGACAUGAGUCGCAUGCCCAAGUCGCUCCCGACCUUUCGGCGCAUGGCGCAAACGGGCAAGCCCUGCGUCGUCCUCGACGUGCUCUCGGACAAGCGCAUCAGCGACGAGAAGCGGUCCAUCUCGCGCGUCCAGUUCUUUGUCGGCGUGCCCAUGGUGCUCGAGAGCGGCGAGUGCAUUGGCGACGUGUGCGUCGCCGACGUCAAGCCGCGCAAGGUCAUCGAUUACACGCAGCUCGAGAUUCUCAAAGUCCUCGCGCAGUCGGCGACUGCGUACAUGACGAGCGCCGAGUACCUCGCCGAGACCACCGACCUGCCGCGCGACGAAGAUGUCGGAGACCGCCAACCGUAUACAAACACCACGAUGACGUCGUCGUCGUCAUCGACGUCGUUCCACCACCGAGCGUACGAGCACCCGGCCGAGGACAUUGCGAUCGAGAGCUUGGGCAUCAAGGAAGUCGCCUUUUAAUACUA
Messenger RNA from Saprolegnia parasitica CBS 223.65, 1642 nucleotides. RefSeq lists its product as hypothetical. Lineage: Eukaryota; Oomycota; Saprolegniomycetes; Saprolegniales; Saprolegniaceae. The record is from RefSeq and is a predicted model, not a curated record. The transcript has a single exon. Bases 30 to 1637 code for a protein of 535 amino acids.